UUCUGAAUGACAAUCUGUGCUUAUCAAAGUUUUAUAAGGAAUUGGUUACUUACUCCAAUUUGGCCUAAAGUUCAAAUCUUUAUAGGAAACCAUGUAAGAAUCUACUAGAAAGGCCAUUGGCAGAAAACGUUAGCUUUUGGUGACUCUUUUCAAUUAGGAAUUGGUUCCCUCGUUUCUUGUAGAAAUAACUAAUAGAUGCAAGGAGGAAGAACCUAAUCUUUUACUUGUUAUAUGUAUAUAUAAUGACUUGUGGAAACAGGAAAAUAAGAAGAAGGCGCAAUGGAUCAGCUUCUGUUAAGGACAUUUUGUCGAUGUGGAAGAAUCAUAAGCACAAGCGUGAUGCUACUCUAGAUGGUGUAUUGAAGAAAAGAAAAAAGAGAGUUCCCGUCAAAGGGUAUAGUAGAGGUUGUAUGAAAGAUAUUGAAGCUGUUCAUGCCUAUGACGAGGCUGCUAAAGCUAUGUAUGGCCACGAUGCUGUACUUAACUUUCCUGAUUAUUGUGUACAAAAUGCUCGAUUGACUAAUGGCUCGUUGAGGCAAAUGACGGUUGGGAAAGACAAGGCACUAACAAAAAUGCCCGACAGGAUAAUAGCGGAAUAA
Molecule: messenger RNA, 599 nt
Organism: Solanum pennellii
Lineage: Eukaryota; Viridiplantae; Streptophyta; Magnoliopsida; Solanales; Solanaceae
Exons: 2
Coding region: 243-599 (118 amino acids)
Biological process (GO): response to stress; positive regulation of DNA-templated transcription
Cellular component (GO): nucleus
Molecular function (GO): DNA-binding transcription factor activity; transcription cis-regulatory region binding
Source: RefSeq, a predicted model, not a curated record